CAAAGCCAUGAGGAGUUAUAUGCAGGGAAGGGGCACCUUGCUGCUGGAAUUAACAAUUUCCGCCGGAAAUUCUAACUUCAGAAGGAAUAUUUUGUGUUUCUGCUGUUCUAGUCCUGAACUUUUUCGAGGUUUAAUACUUCAAAACAUAUUCUAGCAUUUCUGAUCCUCCAGUCUCCAUUCUCGAAUGACUACAGCUAAAAAUCGUAAACUUCCUUUUAGUAUCUGACAAAUGCAUAACGGAAUGAUGUACACAACUUCGGGAUUAUUUGAUCGUUCCUUUGUCUAAUAAAAGAUAUUGUUUUCGCAUGAAAACACUGAUUAAUAAUUAACCUUAGCAGAACCUCUGACGCUCUGCCAUACACGGGUUUUUACUGCAGAUACAUCGUUAAUAUUGAUUAUGCUUUGAACACGAGAAGAAGAUGCUAUAAAUAAUGAUUGUAACCCUGUUCGUAUGAUAUAUCUAUGGUGGAUACCUGAGAAAUAUUUCUUCUAAAUUCAUAGCAGCAUUUUGUUUUCUGCAUUGCCUGGAAUAUUUACAAAAGUACUUUACAUUCGACUUGAACUUUGAGAAAUCUUCAGAUAUUGACAAAAGUCAGAAUUGCUGUUGGAAAUAUUGCAGUAGAAGUAUUUGAAACAAUAUAGAAAUAUAUACCACAGAAAACAAGAACUAUAUCACUUGUGGUUGUAUAAGAAAUCCAGAACAAUGAGUUCUGUGAGUCAUGUAAAGGAUGGCUUGUUUUCUGAUGAGAUGACAAUAGAAAGAAACAAAACUUCAUAUGAUUGUGAUAUCUGUAAAAAGUCUUUCUCUACUCAGAGGAAUUUCAUUAAACACAAACAUAUUUGUAAAGGAGAGAAGCCAUAUCACUGUGAUAUCUGUGGCAAGUCAUUCCCUCGCAAGGGUAACCUAAUUUCUCACAAAUAUAUUCAUACAGGAGAGAAACGAUAUCAGUGUGAUAUCUGUAGCAGAUCUUUCUCUCAAAGAAGCAAUCUUACAUCUCAUAAAUACAUUCACACAGGAGAAAAACGAUAUCAGUGUGAUAUCUGUGAUAGAUCUUUCUCUCAAAGAGGUAAUCUUACGUCUCAUAAAUACAUUCAUACAGGAGAGAAGCGAUAUCACUGUGAUAUCUGUGGCAAAACAUUCUCUCAAAAGAGUACCCUUACUUCUCACAAAUAUAUUCACACAGGAGAAAAACGAUAUCAGUGUGAUAUCUGUGGAAAGAAAUUCCUUCGUAAGAGUACCCUUACUUCUCACAAAUAUACUCACACAGGAGAGAAGCGAUAUCACUGUGAUAUCUGUGGAAAGUCUUUCUCUCAAAAGAGUACCCUUAAUUCUCAUGAAUCCAUUCAUACAGGUGAGAAACCAUAUCAGUGUGAUAUCUGUGGAGAAUCAUUCUCUCACAAGAGUACGCUUACUUCUCACAAACUUAUUCAUACAGGAGAGAAACAAUAUCAGUGUGAUAUCUGUGAAAAGUCAUUCCCUCGCAAAAGUACGCUUAUUUCUCACAAAUAUAUUCAUACAGGAGAGAAGCAAUAUCAGUGUGAUAUCUGUGGAAAGUCAUUCCCUCGUAAGAGUACCCUUACGUCUCAUAAAUACAUUCACACAGGAGAGAAACGAUAUCAGUGUGAUAUAUGUAGCAGAUCUUUCUCUCAAAGAGGUAAUCUUACUUCUCAUAAAUAUAUUCAUACAGGAGAGAAGCGAUAUCACUGUGAUAUCUGUGGAAAGUCAUUUUCUCAAAAGAGUACCCUUACUUCUCACAAAUAUACUCACACAGGAGAGAAACGAUAUCACUGUGAUAUUUGUGGCAAAACUUUCUCUUUCAGAAGUAAUUUUGCUUCUCACAAACUUAUUCAUAUAGGAGAGAAACGAUAUCAAUGUGAUGAUAUUGGUGACAGAUCUUUUGGUCUAAGUUAUAAUCUUACUUCUCAUAAAUAUACUCACACUGAAGAGAAGCCACAUUGCUGUGAGAUAUGUGGAAAAUCAUUCUCUGAAAGCAAUAAGUUAGCUGAUCACUUUGAGGUCUGUGGAAAGUCAUUCUCUUUGAAAAGCUCCCCUGUGUCUCAUGAAUAUGUUCAUAUGGGAGGGAAACCAUAUCACUGUGAGUUCUGUGGCCAGUUAUUCUCUGGAAAAUAUGUGUUAGCUGAACACAGACGUAUUCACACAGGAGAGAAGCCACAUUGCUGUGAUAUCUGUGGUAGAUCGUUCUCUCAGAUCGGUAAUUUGAAUAGACACAAAUCCAUUCAUACAGGAGAGAAACCAUAUCAGUGUGAUAUCUGUGGUAAAUCAUUCUCUCAGAGAAACCACUUAACUAGACAUAAACAUAUUCAUACAGGAUAAGGUUAAUAGGACUGUGUUGUCUGUGCUAAAUCAUUCUUCUUGAGUCUUGAGACAGCAUUCACCCGGGGUGGGUUGAGCUGGCUUCAUUCAUCCUCAAUGCUGCAUCUCUCACAAACACCGACCAGACCUGGCGAUUUGAGGCUAAGGACUGCAUGAUCUCAAACCACUCCUUAUUCUAGCGGUGAACGCCAUAGAUAUGGGGGCCUAUGUUGAGUUCCAGAUCAGCCUUGACUGUCAUCAGCCAGGUUUUCCGUUGUCCACCACAUCGCUUUCGCCAACCCUGAAGGGGAGCUGGGGCAAUUGCUUCGUAGAUAAAUUCUCCUGGUUGAUGAUGGAGGGUCUGACCCAGCCAACGCAGACGUCUUGUUAGGACGACUUGUUGGAGGGAGGUGAUUUUGCACUGGUGUCGCACCGAAUUGUUGGAGACAAAGUGAUGCCAUCAGACACGAAGGAUGCAGCGUAGACAGAGGUGAUCGAAGGAUUCUAGUCGCUUAAUAUCUUCCACCCUAAGUCAUUCUUUCAAUAAUCUACCUUAACUAAACAUAUACUUAUUCAUAUUGAUCAAUAACAAUAUCAAUGAUAAAACAGAUGUCCUGCUGAAUAAAAUACAGCAAAUGUAUUACUUUUUACAAAAUAAAUUCAUUUUUCACAUUUUCCUCAUUUGCAUCAACUCACUAA
Octopus sinensis (East Asian common octopus) is the source of this 3013-nucleotide messenger RNA. RefSeq names its product zinc finger protein OZF-like. The transcript is spliced from 2 exons. Bases 704 to 2335 code for a protein of 543 amino acids. NCBI's taxonomy places the organism in Eukaryota, Metazoa, Mollusca, Cephalopoda, Octopoda, Octopodidae. The record is from RefSeq and is a predicted model, not a curated record.